AAUAAUAAUAUGAAACUUUGCAAAGAUAAAAAAGAGAGAGAAAGAACUGAAAAGGCCGAAUGAAAAAGGCAACGGUGUUUCUACCAAAAAAGGCAACGGUGAUUAUUGAUUAAUGGUGAUCGAUUUGAACACUCUCGUUUCUCUUUCCAAUCUUGUGUCGGAACGGAAGAGACAAAAGAAUCUUUAACAAUCCUUCACAUCGACGUAACAGUCAAGAAAACAAUAUUACAGUUUCGAACCACAUUCAGUUACAGACUCCUGAAUCACAUUAUAUACUCUUCUUCUUUCGGUUACACUUUUGCGAUCCAUUUCCUAAUUAGCAUUCAUUUCAUUCUUUGUGAUCUUUUCCUUACACGCAUUGUGUUUGUAAAAAUGGGUUUGUUUUUUGGGAUUUUUCUUGGGGUGCUGUUCGGCAUUGGAUUGAUGGCUGGAUUGGAGCGAAUGAUCAGAUACAGAAGCGCCAACCGAAUUGCAAAGGCAGUUGACAUUAAACUCCUUGGAUCCCUUAAUAGAGAUGAAUUAAAGAAAAUUUGUGGUGAAAAUUUACCUGAAUGGAUAUCUUUCCCUGUAUAUGAGCAGGUGAAAUGGCUAAACAAGCUGCUGUCCAAAUUGUGGCCAUUUGUGGCAGAUGCAGCAACUAUGGUGAUAAGAGAAUCUGUUGAACCACUAUUAGAAGAGUAUAGACCUCCUGGAAUUUCUUCGUUAAAGUUCAGUAAGCUGUCCCUUGGAAAUGUAGCUCCAAAAAUUGAAGGUAUUCGUGUUCAGAAUCUUAAAAAAGGUCAAAUAACAAUGGACAUUGAUUUCCGUUGGGGCGGUGAUCCCAAUAUUGUUUUGGCUGUUGAAGCCCUUGUUGCGUCAAUUCCUAUUCAGUUGAAGGAUCUCCAGGUUUUCACCAUUAUCCGUGUUAUAUUCCAACUUACUGACGAGAUCCCCUGCAUUUCUGCUGUUGUUGUUGCCCUACUUGCUGAGCCAAAGCCUAGAAUUGAUUACACUCUGAAGGCAGUUGGUGGGAGUUUGACGGCGCUUCCUGGAAUUUCAGAUAUGAUUGAUGAUACCGUGACCUCAAUUGUUACCGAUAUGCUCCAAUGGCCUCAUAGGAUUGUUGUUCCACUUGGUGGUAUUCCUGUUGAUACCAGUGAACUGGAGCUUAAACCCCAGGGAAGACUUCACGUGACUGUAAUAAAAGCAAAUGAUCUAAAGAAUAUGGAAAUGAUUGGGAAGUCUGAUCCUUAUGUAGUUGUGCAUAUUCGACCAUUGUUUAAAGUUAAAACAAAGGUUAUUGAUAACAACUUGAAUCCAGUUUGGAAUGAGGAAUUUGACUUGAUUGCAGAAGACAAGGAGACGCAGUCACUCAUUCUCGAGGUUUUUGAUGAAGACAUUGGGCAAGAUAAACGACUGGGAAUAGCAAAAUUGCCACUUAUUGACUUGAAAGCAGAAACUGAAAAGGAAAUGGAAGUGAGGCUUCUGUCAUCGCUUGAUACACUGAAAGUGAAAGAUAAAAAGGAUCGAGGAACCUUGAGAAUAAAGUACUUCUAUCAUGAAUUUAACAAGGAAGAACAGAAGGCUGCACUAGAAGCAGAGAAAUUGAUACUAGAGGAAAGGAAGAAACUGAAAGAGGAAGGAGUUAUAGGAAGUACAAUGGACGCGCUAGACGGAGCAACAGCAGUAGUUGAGUCUGGUGUUGGACUAGUUGGUUCUGGUGUUACUGCUGGUGCUGGACUAGUUGGUUCUGGUGUUACUGCUGGUGCUGGACUUGUAGGAAGUGGAGUUGGUGCUGGAGCAGGACUUGUAGGAAGUGGAAUUGGUGCUGGAACUGGAUUUGUUGGCAGUGGAUUCGGCGCUGUUGGCAGUGGGCUUGGUGCGGUUGGCAGUGGACUGAGCAGAGCAGGAAAGUUCAUGGGCAGGACAAUCGCAGGGCAAACUACAACCAGAAGGAGUGCCAGCGGUUCAACUACUCCUGUCGGUAAUUUUGAGGAAAGUGGUGGUGGUGCAAAGCCGCGGUAAUUUUUCUGCCUGGCCACUUCAAGAGAGUAAUGAUAUGACAUGAAUCAUUUAGUUUUUGGGAUUUUGCAGUAGAUAUAGGUUAGUUACUUAUGUUGCUUGUUCUCUUGAAUCAUAAUACGAGUUUUUGUUUUCAUCGGAAAUAGAUUGAACACUAAUAGCAGGAAUUUCAAUUUAGUUUUAGUUUAACCACGUCUUUUAUUAUCUGUAAAGUAUUGUUAACUUGGAUGUGCAAUAAAACUUAACAACUUGUAAAAAUUAAUCUUAUUUAUUGGAAGUGGAAGUGAUUCAAAACAAAAA
Molecule: messenger RNA, 2301 nt
Organism: Trifolium pratense (red clover)
Lineage: Eukaryota; Viridiplantae; Streptophyta; Magnoliopsida; Fabales; Fabaceae
Product: calcium-dependent lipid-binding protein-like
Exons: 12
Coding region: 373-2004 (543 amino acids)
Cellular component (GO): endoplasmic reticulum
Molecular function (GO): lipid binding
Source: RefSeq, a predicted model, not a curated record